GAGAGAGAGAGAGAGAGAGAGAGAGAGAGAGAUGAUGGCGGAGGAACAUCGGCGCUGAGCGGAUCUUUUUAUAUAAUUGCGUUCCCUGACUUUAUUAUAAAUAGAAAUCAUAAUCGGCCUGCUCGCCGGAUCCGAGCAUGGGUAACGAGGCGAGCCUGGAGGCCGGGGAAGGGGGCACGGUGCUGGGCAUGACCGGUUCAGCACCGCUGGGCUCUGGACAGAUCCUGAAGCCCGUCAAUGGCGCAGCGGCCGGGGCUGGACUCGAACCCAGGGCGGGGAUGCAUCGGCUGGCCGGAGGAGGAGGCCCACCAUCAAGCCCAAACCUAAGCUAUGGAACUGCUAGCGAUCGGGGGCCAGGUGGUGACUUUGGCAUGCAAGCAAGUGGAAGCCCUUACAAAAAGGCAGUGCAUGAUGGACCUAGACAUCCCCAGACCACUUCUACACAUCAGUCUCAAUUUCAACCUUCACCCGGGGGCAUGGGACCCAACCAAAGCCCUGGACAACACGCCUCCAGACGCAACCUCCAGGUGGACUUCAGCAGCGGCGGGCGAAGAGGCCGCUCACCGUCAGUCUCUCCUGAUAGAGCUAGCGCGCCAACUUCGCCAUACUCCGUACCCCAGAUAGCACCAAUGCCCAGCAGUAAGCUCUGUCCAGUCUGCAAUACUACAGAGUUAACAAAUGUUGAUGGCUCGCCAAACUUCAACAAGUGUACCCAGUGCCACACUACAGCGUGCAACCAGUGCGGCUUCAACCCCAACCCACACCUUAUAGGGGUCAAGGAGUGGCUCUGUUUAAACUGCCAGAUGCAGCGGGCUUUGGGAAUAAACAUGACUACACCACGGUCCAAGAGUCAGCAGCAGAUACAUUCUCCCUCUCAUCAACCUAAGGCUGACCCCAUACCCAAGACCCAACCCCCAGCUCAGCCCACACCGCAGUUACAAUCCCAAACGCAGGCACAGACAAAAAUCCAGCCUCAGACUCAAGCGUUCUCUGGGGUCCAGAGACAGAUUGGUCCUACUGGACCUAACCAGACUGGACUUCACAGUGGGCCACAAGCUGGUCUCCAGACACAAAAAGAGCAACCACAUUCAGGUUCCCAGUUUGGGUCCAAGGAUACCCAAAGGCAGGUAUUAGGACCAAAAAGUCCAGAAAAAAUGGCCCAACCAGUGCGGAUUCCUCAUCCAGGGGCAGUGCCUUUACCUGGCUUAGCAAAGGCACAAUCGCAGUCCGAUCUGGGGCGGGGCUCUCCAGUGCGGCUUGGAGGUCAACCCGAUAAGGCCCGGAGUGCCGGAAGCUCCCCAGCCCAUCACCCACCCUCCCACGAGCCACCUCAAGAUGGUCUAACUAAGCUGUUUGGUUUUGGGGCGUCUCUCCUAAACCAGGCAAGCACCCUUAUUUCUGUUGACCCUCUUCCUGGAUCCUCACAGCAGCCCUCACCUGCCCGUAACCCGACUGCCCAGGGGACAAGGGUGAUCUUUAGUGAUGCUACCAUUGGGGCUAGUGCUAAACCUGCAGCAGGGCCACCUGGCACUGCCAAAACAGGCCCAGGAGGAGUCAUGUUCCCUAAAGGUCCUGGAGCCCCCCUUCAGAAACAGCCUCUGCAGCAGCAGUCACCAGUGCACCAACAAAAAGGGCCGAAACAACAGCAGUCGCCGUCACACCAUCAAACAACACCACAGCAGUCACCGCUAAAGCAGCCAGCAACUCAGCCUCCAACUCAGCCAGUUAUCCAGAAGCCAGACGUCACCUGUCCACUAUGCAAGACUGCGUUCAAUGUCGGAACAACAGAACCGCCAAACUACAGGUCCUGCACCCAGUGUCAUACAGAGGUGUGCAAUCUUUGUGGUUUCAAUCCCACACCACAUCUGGUGGAGAAGAAAGAAUGGCUCUGUCUGAACUGUCAGACUCAGAGACUGAUGUCUGGUGGACUUGACCCUCUUCCAGUUCUACCUUCAUCUCCCAGCCGUCAACCGGUGGGUUCCCCUCGGCAUCAGCAACUUCCCAGCAAGCAGCAGCAAGGGCUUCAGGCAAUGUCACCAAAGCAGAAACCUCCAGUUUCUCAACAGAGUGGUUUCUCUUCCCCCCUAGCUAGACCAGCAAUUGGUAUAAAAACAUCUGCACAGCCUACUACAGCUACAAAACCUCCUGUGUCUACAACUGCUGCAUUUAUUUGUGAAGAAGUGAGGAAGGAAAUUGCACCCAAACUUAUUAAGGGGCCUGACCUUGACGAUAGGGACAAUAAACCAACUCUGAAGAGAGGAACAACAGAGUCGCUUCAGACACCUACAAAAGAGGAAAAGAAAGAAUUACAGAGUAUUACCAAAUACUAUGAGGAAACCACCAAGACAAACAGCAAUCAUGAUUUAUCUCGGAGCCCACAGAGUUUGAGUGACACUGGCUAUUCCUCUGAUGGGAUCUCCAGUUCACAUAGUGAAAUUAUUGGUCUUAUCCAGGAGGAAGAGCUGAAGAUGAGUGAGAGAGGUCUGACUGGGCACCAUACACCACCAAGUCCGUCUGAGCUGAUUAAGCUGGAGAGCUCCAUGCGACCCCUUCUAGAGUCUAAAUUUUCAUCUGAAGGAGAAAGAGCACAGGACAAAAAGCGAGGAAAACAGCAACACGGUGACUUAAGGAAGCAUCAGUCUCGCUCAAUAUCAAUCAGUCCAGAGGAAUUUGACUCAGAUGAGGACCUUGAAGGCAUUAUGGAAGAGGAGGAAGAUCCAACUGAGGGAGAGUUUAGGUCAAUUGCUGCUGUAGGAGAGAAGAGUGGCCAUAAAAAAAGAAAUGUUGAACCUGAAGAGAUUACUGAUGAGGAGUUUAUGAGGAGGCAAAUUAUGGAGAUGAGUGCAGAUGAGGAUAAUGUGGAUGAAGAAGAAGAAAUGGAAGAAGAGGACGAUGAUGAGGAUGAAGGCUAUGGCUACAAAAAGUUAAAAAAGACACAAAAGCACAUUAGUGAUGCAGGAAAAGAAAAGCGCCGUCUCACAUACCACUCUAGUAGCUUUGAGGAGGAGAGUACAACAACAAGUGAUGUAUACAAAGGAUCAGCUGAAGAGGACCUCAUGGCCUCGCAAGGAGGGUUGCGCAGAUUCAAGACUAUCGAAUUGAACAACACCAGCAGUUAUAGUCGAGACAUGGAAUUAAACAAUGACAAUGACCUGAGUCUCGACAGAGAACCUGAGCUGGAGAUGGAAAGCCUCACAGGUUCUCCAGAAGAAAGGUCGAGAGGGGAAUAUUCCUCCACCCUCCCACCUACCACCUCUAGCUACACCUCGGGGAUAUCCCCUACUUCCAUAUCCUCUAUGGAAGAUGACAGUGACAGUAGUCCUAGUCGCAGGCAGCGUCUGGAGGAGGCGAAGCAGCAGAGGAAGGCCAGGCAUCGCUCUCAUGGCCCUCUCCUACCUACCAUUGAGGAUUCUUCAGAAGAAGACGAAUUGAGGGAAGAAGAAGAACUCCUAAGGGAGCAGGAAAAGAUGAGGGAAGUGGAGCAACAGAGAAUACGAAGCACUGUCCGAAAAACAAAACGUGACAAAGAAGAGCUUAGAGCACAAAGACGUAGAGAACGAUCCAAGACUCCCCCCAGCAAUCUAUCCCCAAUUGAGGAUGCUUCUCCAACAGAAGAGCUAAGACAGGCAGCCGAGAUGGAGGAACUCCACCGAUCCUCCUGCUCAGAAUACUCUCCUUCGGCUGACUCAGAUGGCGAGGGCUAUGAAAUUUCAUCAAAGCUGUACAAAUCAGGUAGUGAGUACAACCUACCAACCUUUAUGUCACUUUAUUCUCCUACCGAAAAACCACAAACUACAUCAUCGACAGCUGCUACAACUACUGCCUCGAGUAGCAAGCAAUUAAAAAGUGCAGAAGAAGUAUAUGAAGAAAUGAUGAGGAAAGCAGAGAUGUUGCAGAAACUACAAAAGCAGCAGACACCGCAGCAAUCUUUACAACAGUACAGCACAAACACCUACCAAGAGUCAGACAUUAGAAACAGACAAGAUAUUGAGGAUGAAUAUGAGUAUACUGCUCAAGAUGGUAUUCACUUUCAGAAUGAGGAGACGGUUGAUAUCUAUGAAGAGAUCCGCCAGACCUCAAAAAACAUUUCAAAGCAGCUUGACGACCAAAUGGAGAUGGAUGUGUCCUACUCAGAAAAGCAGUUACUAGAUACAAGCUCAGCCUUUGCUAAGUUGCUGGAACAAAGCAAUGCUUUACUGACUCCUGGCACAAGCCCCACUCAGCUCUCAGCGCCAGUAUCAUUUUCUGAAACUGGGACAGGAGGGCGGAUACCUGAUGUUAGAGUAACUCAGCAUUUCUCAAAAGAUGGGCCCAAAGACAGACUUAGAAAUCAAACAGGUAAAAAUGGUAUUACACCAGCAGUUGCUGCCACAACUAUUGCUGCUUAUGGAGUGUAUGCCAGGGAAAUUGUCACUGUCUCUCAAACUAGUGCCAGUCAAACAGUGUCCAGCACACAACCCAAUUUAUAUGGUCGGCAGACUACCACAACCACCGCUAGUGUUUCAAAUGUGUCUCAAAAAAUAUCUGCAAUCACUCAGGCUUGCAACCAAAGAGAAAGUGCUGCAAGGAAAAUGGCAAUCAGCAAAGGACUCCAAAUGAGGGAUAAUUCAACAUCAUCAGAAGCUAUAAAUGAAUCUGGCCCAAGUUCAAUUAGGUGUUAUACUUACCAUGAAAGGAGUCCUCCUGUUUCUCCCACUUCAUCUCCUCUUCAUAGUCCAACACGAUCUCUCGCUAGGAGAACAGCUGAGCUUUCAACUCAGACAGUUAUCCCUUCAAUGUUAGCUUCAUCUGGAAAUGCUUCUCACACCUAUCCAGUUAUGGCACAGGGCACUCAGACUUCACAUGGGGUUGUUUCACCAUGCCUUUUUAGACAGCAGUCCUCUCAAGAUAUCCAUUUUAUGAUUAGAACAGAAGAGCUUGAGCCCACUAGUCCACCAAAGCCAGUUACAGUCAACACAGCAACAUCUCCUUUGUCUUCACCGACAAGGUUUAGCCGCCAAUCAACAUUUGAAGCCUACUCGCCUCCUGUCAGCCCUCCUGAUACUCCACCACAUCAAAUAUCACCACAGCAUGGUUUAUACAAAAGCUAUAGAGCUGAAAAAGUUAGUGUUGGAACUAGCAUGGUCACCACUGCUAGCAUGUACACACGUGGAUCAAUGUCAAUGGAAAACAUUUCCCUUUGUCGCAUUUCCACAGUUCCCGGUACUUCAAGAAUUGAGCUGGGACACAGGUUACAGAGUGGAAGUGUAGUAGAUCUACGAACUGGCAUAAAGCCAACACCAAUUAUCAUGACUGACCAAGGAAUGGAUUUGACUUCCUUAGCCACAGAAUCUCGAAAAUUUUCUGGGUCUGUUGAAGGAAGCCCCAUUCGUCAAUCCACAACUAUUCAGCCCUUAAUAAUGAACCUGAAUACACAGGAGCAGCUGCAUGUUGUGACACCAAUAGCUACAACUGUCAGUGUUACUGUAGCUGCAUCUAUGUUCAUGUCUCAGCCUAAGCACCCUGUGCUCUAUUGUGAUCCUCUUGAAAACAGAGUUGAUUUGGGCAAAGAUAUGGGAACAGUAGUUUGCCUGGCACCAAACAAGCCACCACAAAUUGAUCCAUCUAUACCAAAGAUUGAUGCUAAGCUGGAAGACCUGAGUAUCCAGCAAGAGCAGUUACUUAAACAGCAGCAGAAGCUUCAACAACAACAACAACUUCUUGAGCAGCAGCUUCAGCAACAUCAUCAACUUCAACAACAACAAGCUGCCUCUUUUGCUCAGUUGAACUUAUCUAGCCAACUACCUCUAAUCAAAAAGGAUAUGCUUGUCACUCAGACAAGCACUGCCACAGAGGUUAAUAUCAUCUCACCGGCUAUGACAUCUGAGGUUUAUAGUGUUGGAGGUUCGCUUGAGUUAAGAGGAAAGCCAUCAGAGACAGGAAUCAUGAAUCUAACAAACGUCAAGCCUCAUGUGAUGAUGGUCCAGAUAGAUGGCGCUGCACAAGGAGCUACUAUCACACAACUUAUCAAAUCAGAGGAAGGCCAGGAUGCGAUGAAUUUAACUGGGCAAAUAAAAUCAGAAAAUCAAGUGACUUGCUGUGACAUGGUUUAUAACCUGCCCUUUGGUGGCAGCUGUGUGGGUGGUCCAUUCUCCCAGAAACCAGUCACAGAUGAGACUUCUAAGCUAUCAUCAAGAACACAACUUGAUUUACGGCAAGAUGGACAGACAUACCAAGAUUACGCAAUUAAAUCAUACACAUUGCCUCUCCCUGGACGGCUUCAACCAUCAAUGUCUGAAACCAACCUUGCAGAGGCAGGAUUGUCAUCAUAUUCAGCCAAGUUUGAUCCCCCUUUUCAUGGCUCUGGAGAAUUAUUCACAGACACAGUAAAGGAUGGCUAUGAUGGAGGGUACCUUGGCAUGGGGCUUCAAUAUGGCUCCUACACAGAUCUUCGUCAGGAUGAUGUUGCUGAUCUACCAAUUAGAAGGUACAGCUCCUUGACCAAUAUGAGCUCAGAUUAUGGAUAUUUCUCAGGUGAUUUUGCAGAGUCUAAUCUUGCCCAGUACAGUGCCACAACUGCUAGGGAGAUAAGUCGCAUGUGUGCAGCUCUUAACUCCAUAGAUAGAUAUAGUAGUAACCCUGAUAUAUUACAGUUGGGCACCGAAAGAAGCAGUGGUCCGCCUAGUAGAAUGAAUCUGCACCAAAGUCCUAGAUUUGGUUUCAAGUACAGCUCAGAUGGAAAGCCUCUUUCCCAUAGUCAAGCUCUAACUGAUCUCAUAAAUGCAAGACAAGCCAGUCUUCGAGCUAUGUAUCCAUCAGCUAUUAGAUCAGCUGAUGGGAUGAUCUAUUCAACUAUAAACACACCAAUUGCAUCUACAGUUCCAAUUACAACCCAGCCAGCUUCUAUGCUACGUCCUUUAUUAAGAGGGGUAUACAGACCUUACCCUACACCAAAUAUGACACCAGUACCAUUGGCAAGCCUAACUAGAUCGCCACUAGCUCCAAUGACUGGGCAGACACUUUUCCAAUGUCCUACACCUAAUCCUCUCCCUCUUACAACAUCUAUAAAAGUACCUGAGUCUAUCACAACAGUUCAAGAUACUCCAUUGUACCUUGGUAAUUCUCCAGUAAGCUUAACAGUAGCUGGAACUGUUACACAACCAAUUCAGUCCUCUUCUGUACCUGCUGGUUCUGUCAUAUCAGCACCUAUUUCAACACCAGUAGCCGUGGCAAUGAGCCAACCUGAGAUCCAGUUGCAACCAAUGAAUCUAUCUCAGCCCUACCUUCAGGCCAAGCCCACUGCCCAGCCUCUAUUACAUCACCAACUACCACAAUCUAAAUCGUCUGCUCAACCUUAUCCUCCAGUGCAGGGUCAUCCUAUUCCUCCCAAAACACAGCCACCCCCAUCAUCUCAAGGAGGUAGACCUACUGCUACUGCUAUCAGAAAUCUUGCUCCAACUCAGGAAAAAGAAACAGAGGAAAGACUGCAUCAACAGCAGGAACAACUUUUGCAAAUUGAGAGAGAGAGAGUGGAGCUGGAAAAAUUGCGACAGCAAAGGCUUCAGGAAGAGCUUGAGCGGGAGCGUUCAGAGUUGCAGAGGCAUAGAGAAAAAGAGCAGAUACUUGUACAGCGAGAGAUUCAGGAAUUGCAGACUAUAAAGCAACAAGUUUUGCAGCAGCAGCAAACUGAGAGAGAAAGCCAGUUGGUCCUGCAGAGAGAGCAACUAGCUCAACAAAAACAGCAGCUUGACCAGAUACAGUCUUUGCAACAACAGUUACAGCAGCAGCUUGAGGAACAAAAGAGACAGAAGACUGCAACAGCUGUUGCUGCAGCCAGUUCAAAUACUCAAAUCCUGAGUGAUCAAGCUGGCAGAAUGAUUCAGUCACAGGAAUUGGCCUCAGAUAUGUUGUAUAAUGAUGUCCAGGUUUUCUUAAGAUCACUACCAAACUCUACAUCAGAGAUAUGCUUGAGAAAUAGUGAAGAUCAGCCAGCAAUCUGGUCCAUGCGUAAACAAAGAUCUAUGCCUCGACUGCAAGAUGGAAAUGAGGGAGAAGUGACAAUGUUCCCCCAAAGACGUGUAGACUGCAGUGUGCAAACAGAUGAUGAAGAUGGAGAGGAGAGGUAUCUGGUAUCAAGAAGACGACGGACUAAGCGCAGUGUGGACUGCAGUGUUCAGACAGAUGAUGACGAAGACAAGGCAGAGUGGGAGCAGCCAGUUAGACGCAGACGUUCCCGUUACUCAAGACAUUCUGCUGAAUCUGGUGUAGACCACAAAUCCGAAGCAUCUCCAUUAACCACUUCAACUGCUAAGACAGCAUCCUCCAGCAUUGCCAUCCAGACCAUUCAAGAUUGUUCUUGCCAAACAGAGACAGAGCAGCUGGUUAGAGUAUCCCCGAGCAUACAUGUCACCAUCCCAGACCCCAACAAGGUUGAAAUUGUCCACUAUAUUUCUGGUCCUGAGAGAACACAGAAGGGUCAAAGCUUAGCUUGCCAAACUGACCCUGAGACUCAGUCUCAAAGCAUAGUUAUUCCACAGAUAAGCAUUGCUACCACUGUCAGUCCCACCAGUAUCCAGUUAGUUGGUUCAGCUGAUUCACUCUCCCCAGGUCAACAGAGUUCUGGGAAGUUUGGGAGGCGGAGGCCUGAUCCUUUGGAGUUCGGUUACCAGCAGCAUCACCUGCAUAAUGAGUCUCUGUCCAGCUUGAUCCGGCAACAACCUAAAUCUCCACAGGUGCUGUAUUCCCCUGUUUCUCCUCUUUCUUCUCCACAACGCAUCAUAGAAACAUCAUUCUCUUCUAGCGAGAGGCUGAAUAAAGCACAUGUCACCCCACAGCAGAAGUCCUGUAUUGCCGAGCCAUCACAGAGACAUCAGGCCCUUCCCCGCCCGAUGAAGAAUAUUCAGAGAUCUCUGUCAGACCCUAAGCCUCUCAGUCCUACUACAGAUGAAAAUACCAAGGCUAGGAUUUCACUUUAUCAACAGCAAGCCCUUCAGAGUCAGCUGGCAGCCCUGCAGCAGAGCUCCCUCCUAAGGAAGGUGAAGAGGACCUUGCCAAGCCCUCCACCAGAGGAUACACAACUGCCUAUGCUCACCCCUAACCUAUCCCACAUACUUGUGCCCUCUCUGCCAUCUCUGAAAGGGAGUUCUCGUUUAGCUGCAAAGGCCAGUCUACUUAAGGACUUGACCCAUGAGCUGAAGGCUGUUGAGCAGGAAUCUACAAAGCUACGUAAACAGCAGGCUGAGUUGGAGGAGGAGGAAAAGGAAAUUGACGCCAAACUUAGAUACCUGGAGUUGGGCAUUACACAGCGAAAAGAAACAUUGGCGAAGGAUAGAGACAGGAGGGAGCUAACAUACCUGCGCUGCAUGGGUGAUUCGCGAGACUAUAUGUCAGACUCUGAGCUCAACAAUCUUCGCCUGACAGCUGUGGCCUCAUCCUUUGAGAGCAACGGGCUAAUGACCAGACCUAGCACGGCACCACUCAGCCAGUUUACUUGUGAGCUGAACACUGCUGCCCAGUUUCCCCCCACAUCAUCUUUCAUGUCGUACCAGUACCCCCAAAGUCACCCAGCGGCACCUACCCCACAGAGCACAGGUUUCAACCAACCUCCCUAUCCGUCAGUCACCCAAGCUCAAGCUCUCCCCCAACCCACCCCUUUGCAGACUUAUCCAACCCUAUCUUAUCAGGUCCAUGGGACAUUUCCUUCCCAAGUCUUCCCACAGAGCCAGCCUCCAUAUCCAACAGACACUUCAGUGCUACCUCCAGCACAGCCAAGUCAACCAGGGUUUCAGCCUACCCUACCACCUACUGGUCCACUCCCUUAUCCAACCCACAGUACACCAUACCCAAGCCAGGCACCCCCCUAUCCGGUCAGUCAAGUAAGCAAUUAUCAGCCACAGACAGACACUCUCACUUUUCACCAAAAGCCACGACAGACAUCACUUGCUGACCUUGAACACAAGAUGCCCACUAAUUAUGAGGUUAUAAGUAAUCCUACAGUUGUAGUAACUACCACUUCCCAAGAUAUCAGUUACAGCCAGUCUGGUUUGGGUUCAUCUUAUGGCCAAUACAGCACUACUAUGGCAAGCACUUAUGGUCCCUACUCCUCUUCUGUUUCAAAUACAUAUGGUGGGUCUUUAACAACCUCCGCAACCUCUGGUUAUGGGCCAUACACAUCAAUCUCAUCCAGUAGUUAUGGGCCGUACACAACAACUAUUGCAAAUACAUAUGGAUAUACAGUAACUGCAGCCAGUUCCUAUGGGCAAUAUAAUACAAUUCCUACCAAUACAUAUGGGCAGACAACACUAUCUGACCAUAUACAUUCAAUGGAAAGCCCCUCUAUGUACUCCAGUGAAGGCCUAUAUGGAUCCUCCAACCUAGAUCAGAAUGUCCCAAGGAACUAUGUCAUGAUCGAUGACAUAUGUGAACUCACCAAAGAAGGCACUAGUUUAGACUCACAUCGCAAUGAGGGUCAUGGACGAUAUGGGAGUGAUGGACUUCACACUCGAGGGGGGAGCUCUUUUGGCAGACCAGAGGAUGAACGUGAUACAGAUCUGUACGACCAGCAUCAUGGCAGGGGUAAGAGCACCUGCAGCUACCAAGCACAAGGGGCAAAUACGCAUGGCCGGGUAGUGGGAAGCAGUAGCAUGGGUGGGGGAUCAUCAUAUUACUAUGAUGACAGCAGUCACUCAACACCUACAUGGGCAGCCCAAAAGCACUCUUCAAAGAACCUGUGCCCUUCAGCCGUCAUGUCCUCCAAGAGGAGCAAACAUCGUAAACAAGGCAUUGAGCAGAAGAUGUCCAAGUUUUCCCCAAUUGAGGAAGCUCAUGAUGUGGAGGCAGAUCUGGCCUCUUACACCAUGAGCCCCUCUACAACCAGUGGUUAUGGCUCAGGUUCCCAUUACCAUAAACUUCAGGAUGACAUCUAUGGGCUACGGAGUACUUACAGUCAACAACGGGGCUACUAUAAUGAUGAACGUCUCUAUGGCUAUGGCAGGUCCCGUUCAACUGGCUGUGGCAUGGACAAAAUCCCUCCCUGUGAGAGGAGCUACAGAAGCAGGUCAUAUGAACGGGACCGUGUAGACCGGUCAUACCACAGCAACUAUGGCCACAGUGUGCGCCCCACUUUGCAGUCUCAAUAUUCAGAAAAGGAGAACUCCCACCUCAUGACAAAGCUUAUGGGUGUUGGGAGGGCUUUCGGCUAUCCAUCAAAUUCAUAUGGUUCAAGUCACUCUCUACCCGAUGUGCAGGACCAUAUUCGAGACCUGCCCCGGACCCAUGUCUACAAACCAGAUGAUAUGUAUAUAAUUGACGAUAUGCAUUGUGCUGUUUCUGACAGCGAAGCAUACCAUCUCGGUCAAGAGGAGACAGACUGGUUUGAGAAGCCCCGUGAUGUUCGUGGUUCCCGCCACUAUGGCAGCAGUGGUCAUUCUGGGAGGCGAGGCCAUGUCAAGCACACAUACCAUGAUUACGAUGAGCCACCAGAAGAUCUUUGGCCACAAGAUGAUUAUGGCCAAACCCGCCAUGUUUCCUCUAGAGAGCAACGUCAUCAAAGCAGUGGAAAUUCUGGUAGGCACUCAUCACGCCACUCAGAUGAGCCUCGUUCCUCUCGAUCAUCACGUUCCUCAAAGGAUCCAUCCAUGCGGCAUGACUCCCGCUCCUUGUCUUCAGGGAGGAGGGGAGACUCUCGUUCUCAGGGAUACCAAUCCUCAGAUUAUUCCCGUGACACCUCAGGCCACCAACAUAGCUCCCGCUCUGGAAAACAGUCCUCCCACCAUCAAGGGUCCUCCAGUAGGAAGCAACAGGACCACCCCUCGUCAUCCCGGCAACAAGGAUCUCUUGGGCCUGGACAGAAGGGACAAGGUGGACCUUCGAGUUCAAGCAGGCAAGCUGUCUCCCAGCCACUUGUUGAUGGGCAGCAAGGCCAGAGAGCACAGCUUCAACAGCAGGCACAGACAUCAGCUACCAGGUCAGGGUCACAGAUAUCUGCCACAGGCACAGCGCAACCACAGUUAGUACAAGGCCAGCAACUGCAAGCUAAACCUGGCCAGACUGGUCCAAUGGCUCGACAACCCGCCUCAGUAGCACAGACCUCCCCAGCUGCAACUAAACCAGAGCCGACCCCUGCCACUGCUAUUGGAGCUAAAGCAGUCCCCGGCCAGCCUGCCAAAAUAGCUCAACCUCCACUUACCGGGAUAGGCUCCAAGGCUCCUCUAAGGCCCGGUGGGAUCGGCAGUGCCGCCGCGGGUCAGACGGGUCCGAUGGGUGUAGAUGGAGACGGCCUUAUGUCUAAAAUUCUGCCAGGAGGAGCUGCAGAACAGGCUGGGAAAUUAGGAGAAGCCAUCUCUGGGUUUGGCAAGAAGUUCUCCUCCUUGUGGUGAGGAAGUACAAUUAAAGGGUGUCUACAAUGACAGAGGACAUUUUUGCACUGGAAAAACCUAUGAAGUUUCGCUAUAAUGUUUUAAUUUAAAGAGAAGACAACACAAGAAAGUGAGAGGGAGAGAAGCUAUCUGGUCGUUCUGCCAACCAGGACUGGAAUCACAGGACUCUACCAACUCAAGGUCAUAAUUCAAUGGAGACAACACUCUUCGCUCUGAAAGCCUAUGAUUUGGGAAUUCAGUAUCUGUGUUCCAUCCGAACGGCAUGGCCAAAGAUAUUACCAUCUCUGAGAGCCUCCAGCUCUCGGCCGACAGAACACCGUUUGGGAGACAGACAGAAAGAGAGCGAUCAGCACACGACGCAGGUCGAUAAAGCCGACAGUCAAUCCUGGAAACACGCUGACACGAUCCCACUCCAGUUACUUACAAAGAAGUGUGAUUCCCUGUUUCUCUCGGGAAACGCUCUUCACUCCCCUCUCAGGAUCCGAAGAAACAGCCAAGUUUGAACACUUAGAAAAACUUCAUAGGUUUUUCCUAAAAGAAGAAGAAAAAAAAGGCAAAUCAUGAACAUGGUUACUGUAACACACAUCUCUAUGCUAAGUCCUUUAACUCGACAUUCCAGAAUGAGGAAGAAAAAAAAAAACCUGUUUGUUUGUUUUUGUCUUUUUUUGUUUUCCUUCUCUUGCUAUGUGCUAUAAAAGUGUAAAGUGGACUCGGAGUGCAUGUAAUCCAAGACCUUACACUGUUCACGGUAUCAGCGAGAGAUCGAC
Molecule: messenger RNA, 13123 nt
Organism: Rhinichthys klamathensis goyatoka
Lineage: Eukaryota; Metazoa; Chordata; Actinopteri; Cypriniformes; Leuciscidae
Gene: bsna
Product: bassoon presynaptic cytomatrix protein a
Exons: 13
Coding region: 138-12356 (4072 amino acids)
Biological process (GO): presynaptic active zone assembly; protein localization to synapse
Cellular component (GO): axon; glutamatergic synapse; GABA-ergic synapse
Molecular function (GO): metal ion binding; structural constituent of presynaptic active zone
Source: RefSeq, a predicted model, not a curated record